GGGGAGGUUGGUUCCUGAUACGGAGACACAGAGAAGGCAGGGGAGGAAGGCAGAGAGAAAAGAGGGGAAUUACAUUCAUAUUGAGGGACUGAAAAGAAGAAGAAGAAGCUUGCUGUUAUUGUCAGCCCUCAUCGUCACAGCAUACUGCUCCCGGACUGACGAUUUAAUCUACACCCAGAUCCAUGGGUUAACAGAAUCUUCAGAAGGAGAAACCUACCAGAUUGUCAAAUGAAUAACAGGAAGGAAGACAUGGAGAUUACCUCUCAUUAUAGACAGCUCUUACGAGAACUGAAUGAGCAGAGGCAGCAUGGUAUCCUCUGUGAUGUCUGCAUUAUUGUAGAAGGCAAGAUCUUUAAGGCACAUAAAAAUGUACUUCUGGGCAGCAGUCGUUACUUCAAAACCCUAUACUGCCAAGUAAAAAAGACCUCUGACCAGGCUACCAUAACACAUUUGGACAUUGUCACUGCACAGGGUUUCAAAACUAUCUUGGACUUUAUGUAUUCUGCUCAUUUGGCUCUCACAAGCAAGAAUGUCAUUGAAGUAAUGUCAGCGGCAAGCUAUCUUCAGAUGACCGAUAUUGUGCAAGCAUGUCACAACUUUAUCAAAGCUGCCCUUGAUAUCAGCAUUCGAUCUGAGCUAACAGAUGAGCUGGUGGAAUUUGAAGUAGGUAGUGCAUCUGGCAGCAGUAGUGCAGAAGCUUUGGCAUCUAUGAUGUCUGGUAGGAGUACCUCUCCAUGGCUGGCACGAAAAACAAGUCCUGCUAAUUCUUCUGGUGAUUCAGCAAUUGCAAGCUGCCAUGAUGGAGGAAGUACAUAUGGUAAGGAGGACCAGGAAACCAAAAAUGACUGCCAUGAUGAUCUUUCCUCUCAGUCCCUGUGGCACAGGGAUUUCCAGCCUGUGCCAGUUAAAGAGGAACAAGUAUCCCCAUCCACUUAUAGCAAAGAUGGUGCUGCUACUGUACAGAAUGCUUUAGGAGAGCAAGGCAGUGGGGAGAGUUGGCAGCCUGCUGGGCGCAGGAAGAACAGGAAAAACAAAGAUACUGUGCGUCACAUAACACAGCAAGUAGAUGAUGAUAGCAGAAAUGGUUCCCCUGUGCCAUCUAUUCUCUCUGGCUGGCCUUAUAAUAGCCAGGAUAUUUCAGGUGCAGAUGCAAUGGAACCCAACAGUUCAGACAGUCGGGGUGACCGUUUAGAUUUCUUUGUAAAGCAAGAAGAAUUGUUAGGACCUGAUUCAAGCUACCUGCCACAGUCUUUCAGUUCCGUGAAGGAAGAUUCUCCAAGCCAAGCUACCUCUGUAGCCAACUUGAGGGCAGCACUCAUGAGCAAAAACAGUUUGUUAUCCCUUCGAGCAGAAAUGCUAGGAGAUGACAACCCAUUGCUCUUUGAGUACUUGCCUAAGGGUACCCACUCUUUGUCUUUGAACGAGUUUACAGUCAUCAGGAAGAAAUUCAAGUGCCCCUACUGUAGCUUCUCCGCCAUGCACCAGUGCAUCUUGAAGAGACACAUGCGUUCCCACACCGGCGAGAGGCCGUACCCCUGCGAGAUCUGUGGCAAGAAGUUCACCCGAAGAGAGCACAUGAAGAGGCACACGCUGGUCCACAGCAAAGAUAAGAAGUACGUGUGUAAAGUGUGCAGCAGAGUCUUCAUGUCAGCAGCCAGCGUGGGAAUCAAGCACGGCUCGCGACGUCAUGGAGUGUGUGCUGACUGCUCAGGUCGAGGAAUGUCCUCCUUUAUAGAUCAGAAUGGAACAGAAGGUUCACCAGACGAUGACAUGUACCCCGUGGAAAAUCAGUUCACAGACGACCCUGAUGAUCUUAAGGCAGACGUGGACGAGGAGAUGGUGGACGGGGAUGCCGAAGGAGACGGGGAAGGAGAUGUGGAUGAAGAUGUGAAAUGGAAAGCUGACUCAGGAAUGUCGCAGCCACAUGUCAUCCUCGAUGACGACAAAGAGGAGAGCGAUUCUGCACAAGAACCCGAGCACCAUGGCGAGAGUGACAAAGAUUUCACGUGGAUUUCUUAGUCCUUCUUUUCAAAGGAUACCUUAAAUUAGCCUUUGCAAUGAUUUAAGACGACAAUGUAAGCCGUUACAGAACCAAUAUUUACUUGUGCACAUUUUUCCGUAAAUUGUGGAUCUGCGAAAGCUAGGGAGUGUUUAAUUCUUUUUUUUUUUUUUUAAAUAGCCUUUAGAAGUUAUAAUAUUACAAAGAGAAUAUCUGCAGGAAAGGCGUUGAAAAUUCUAUUGAUGUUAGUCAAUUGCAAAAUAGACUUUCAGUUUUCACCUGGAAUUUAAAAACAAAAAAUGACCUCUAUAUAUUUGUUUUGUUUUUCCUUUCUUCUGGUGGCAAAAUGACUUAGCAGUAAACAGAAAAAGAAAAAAGUGCCAUCUGUCAUCUUGCUAAUUUGCAAACUUCGCUGUUUACCAGGAUUUCUGGUAACACAUUGUUAGUGUUUCUAAUUGCAAACUGUAGCUGUAACAUUCUCUGCAGCAGUUUGAAUUCGAUGGCACAAAACUGCCCCAGAUUUGCACUUUAAUUGUCGUCCAGUCGAAAUUCCCUCCUCGUGUCGUUUACAUUUUUCAUAUUUAUAAGCAACUCCGCCAGUCCUCAUGACUGUUAUUACUGUCUCCGCAGGGCUCCUUUGUCAGCCAUGUCAGUUCUUUAUAGCCGACAUGCGACGCUCUAACUUUUUCUGUUUCUGCAGACUGAUGAUACUCGAUUGAUAGUAAACAAGCCAAAGUGCCAAACACAUGCAGCAUACGUUUAUUUAAUAAAGAAUAGUGCGGUGCAUAUCAAAGGAAAAGAUGGGAAAGUGAAGGAGAUUAAGAUUACGAGGCAUGUCAUUGUGCAUAUCGAAGUGACGAGAGGCCAGUGUAGCGGCCAGCGACCAGCAGGCUGCUUUCCUGUGCUCUGCCCAUUCACAACCGGAGGAAUUGCAGCUGCAGUAUCGGUCCAGGCACUGGAGGGCGCCAGGCAGGAGCAUGGCAGUCCUAUCACAGUGAGAGGUUAGCUACCUUACACGCGAGUAAUCAUGGCCGGUGUGUUCUUUGCCCGCUCAACUGUGGACGUGCGUUCAGGUACACAGUGACAACACCUCCGGCUUUUUGCCUUUUGUUGUCAUUUAGCUAAAUGUAACUCUCCGGAAGUGAGGUGAUGCACUCAAGAAGAUAAGAUCGGAGUAAGUCCACAAAAGUCCAGUUUGAUGUUGUUGAAUCCAAACAGGCUUCGUCUCCUUAAAAGAACACGUGAACCUUUUGCGCUUAUGUUUGGCACUUCAGAUCCAGUGUAAAAGUAUAUUUAAAAGAAAAUUCAAAGAGAGAUAGAAAGGAUGGCCACUGAGCAAACACGUAAUAACAAGAAAAUGAAAGAGUCAGUGACACUGGAUACAGAGAUAUGUUUAUUCUUACUCUUCUUCUUAUUAUUAUUACUACAUUCUUGGUUUGUACCGCCUUACUUCAUGAAGAAAACGUAGGACGGCCACACUUCCGUCAGCACCUCCCUGUUUGACACCAUCACAGAGAAGGAUUUUUUGUUCAGAGUGAGGAACUGUUCAAAAUGAAAAUAUUUAUUUACUGUAAUACUUGGUUCCGGAACUCCUUCCAAGGGCUCUCUUUCUAUUUCAAAAAUUUCGUACGAAAGAAGGAAAUCCUGCUGCAUUGCAUGGGGAGGGAGGGAGGGAGUGGGGUAGCCGGUCUGCGAGCGGCCUCCUUUAACGAGAUCGCAGAACUGCGACCGGGACUGCCGAGGGUCCGUCGGUGUCGGCGUCCCACUCACGACGUCUUCUGUUUCCAGGGUGCUUUAUCAAAAAUAAUAGAUAUGUAUAACAGGACUUGGCCUUUCUUAGGAAUUUUAUAUAUUCAAUAUUUUUUUAUUUAAGCUCUCGAGAAGCACCCAAUUAUGCUUUAAAAACAAAUAGCUUUUUUCGUAUAGUACCUAAUAAGAUUCUAUGUAUUUUGUCCAGUUCCCAGUUGGGUUUAACAAGUUCGUAUUUUUGUUGAAAACUUAUUUAUUAAAAGUUGUUCAAGUUGGAGAUGCUGUUUUAUAAACAUUCCUUCCAAUUUACCAAUUUAUGCAUCCAAUUUAAAACUUUUUUUGUUUUUUUUUUGUUUAAAUGUCUGUGCCAGGAUAUUUUAUCUUUAGCGUGAGAGUGACAUUUGAUUUAUUACACGCUGAAUGCUGAGCUUUACUACAUGUUUAAUUUUAAACGUGUGCAUAUAUUUCUAUAUGUAUGUGUGUGGGAAUUUCUACUUGAGUGUGUGUGAGUGAGUGGGUGGGUGGGUGUGCUAACGGGCUGUAUGGACGGACACGCGCACACAUGUAUAUGUCUGUGUACACGCCAUGCGCAUACACACGUAUACAUGUACAGACAGACAUUAGUUUCGGAGUAUACAUAUAUAUGAGAAAAGCUUUUAUAUUUUGCCUUGUCGUAGACAGCGAGCCGCGUGGCUUUCAGAACGUUUUUUCAUAAUAUUAUUGUGCCAGUUAUGUGCUUUUUUGUAAAAGAAGAAUAAAUAAGAGAAGCUAACUUAUUUGUUAUAUAUUGUUGAAAAGGUAUAUAUAGCACAUGCUUCUAUAUUACUAACGUACACUAAAUGACAAAUGUUAUACCAAAAAUAAUCUAAUAUACGUUGUACACAUAAAGUGCUGUUUUGUUUUUUAUUUUUUGUUUUUAUAUUUUCUUAUUUUCACUUUUGAGGUGUGCAGAUUCUAAGCUUUGAUAAAUUGUGUUUGAUUCAUUUUUGUAAUUCUUCUGUAUUUAAUGAUCCUCGCCAACAGCAGAGAUUGCAUUUUCAAGAACCAGACAGCUUUCACGAUUUGCAAUUUCUGCUUGCAAACCACCGUGACGGAAACUUCUGACUUUUAUUAUCCAGGAACUUUUUUUUUUUCGGUUUGUAUAUUUUUUUGAUGAAUUGCUAUCCAGUUGGCGAGGGUCUGUCUCUCUUCAGAUUUUUAUUACUUGAUUUUUUUUUUUUGUAUUCGAAAUUUAACUUUGAAUUAUUUGGAUCGUUUUCAUUUACUGUAUCAGGAGAAUAGCUUUUCCGAAGUUAAUUAAUUUAUUGAUUAUUUUUCCAAUCAUAAUCGAUCUAUAUAUUUAGUAGGCGUAUCGAUUCUUUGUUAAGAGCUCUUUCAUUUCUGGGUUUCUCGAUGACAGCAGCAGUUUGUGUGCGGAGCCCGACGGCGGACCUUUGGGCCAACAGCGCCAUCUAGCGGUAGAACUAGGUCAAUAGCAGAAGUCUAACGUGGCGCGGCUGUGCCGAGGCGGCGGCGUCACGUGACUGGAUGCCGGCGACGCGCCAAGAGCUGCGGACACUCAGAGUCUGAAAUCAGUCGGCCGCGGUGAGCUCAGCGGGCGGCUCGGCGGCUUGCCUGUCGCCUCUUCGCUUCACUUCUUUCGGUUUCCUUGUGCUUCUUAUAAUUCGCAGGGACGCGAUAUCAGCCACCAAACUGAGAAAAUCUAUUUUUGUUUCCCGCAGCUGACAUUGUCUGAUCGAGUCAGCCGGCUAGCGUCACAGAUAGCGGGGCUGGGAAAAACGAAAGUCAAUGAAUGGCAAGAAGAGGAAACCUGGGUGAGCAGAUCAGGGAUGCCGCCGCUUUAAAGGAGCGGCCAUCGGACUGACCGAUAAAGCGGCGCAUUGUUUCGUUUGUUAUACCAAAGCUAAGAUGAGGUUUCUGCACACCUCGGUUUUAUUUUAGAAAUGCAAAACUGGAACAAUUUGCAAUAUUUAAAAAAAAAAAAGCCUGUUUAGCUUGAUAUGUGCAAAUCUUGAAGCCAUAAAUAUGGUUACUAUAGUCUAUUUCGAAACUAUUCCGAUUAUUUUAGAUUUUGUGCUUAAUGAGUGCUGUGUGUACACUUUCAUAUAUAUUAUUUAUUUUAUUUUUCUCGACAUGAUUCGACAUGUCUUUAAUAGGACAGUGCUUGAAACUGUUGAAUUUCUCUGUUGGGAAUAUUGUCCUCUAUGAUACUGACUUUAUAAUAAUUAUUAUUAUAAACCUGUGUUUGUAAUGGAGAUGUGUUAAAGAAUACAAAAAAAAAGAGUUAGUAAUCACAAUUAGUGGGAGAAGAUAACAGUGCAUUGUACUGAUUUUUCUGUAUAUGAUAGUCCUGAUGAUUUUACCUUUUUCUAUCUGAAUCAUACAAUUCCUGUACCUUGUUGGCAGGCCAGCGGCCUGUCGCUCUUUAUUCUCAAUUUCAUGUUAAGGAGAUUAGUUUAACAAUAUUUGCAAACCAAUCAGUCUGAAUAAAUUUGGAAAUUGCUGCUGA
This is a messenger RNA of Polypterus senegalus (gray bichir), 6257 nucleotides long. RefSeq names its product zinc finger and BTB domain containing 46 (gene zbtb46). Gene Ontology annotation, biological process: regulation of transcription by RNA polymerase II. The record is from RefSeq and is a predicted model, not a curated record. Gene Ontology annotation, molecular function: RNA polymerase II cis-regulatory region sequence-specific DNA binding; protein binding; DNA-binding transcription factor activity, RNA polymerase II-specific. The transcript has 5 exons. The coding region runs from base 229 to 2019 and encodes 596 amino acids. NCBI's taxonomy places the organism in Eukaryota, Metazoa, Chordata, Cladistia, Polypteriformes, Polypteridae.